This is a messenger RNA of Durio zibethinus, 648 nucleotides long. RefSeq lists its product as uncharacterized. The record is from RefSeq and is a predicted model, not a curated record. Lineage: Eukaryota; Viridiplantae; Streptophyta; Magnoliopsida; Malvales; Malvaceae.
CUUUGUCUGCCCUUUGAACAUUCAAUUUCUAUAUUAAAGGCUGGCCAUAGAUCAGCCAUCUCAAAAUUAUCCUUUCCUUUCUCUAAAAAAAAUGGAUUUACGUCAUAAUCCUUUUCCUGGUACCUUGAAGAGAUACUGGAGAAGAAGGCGAUAUGAAAGACUCAACGGCGAAGUGACCAGGAACAAAAAGAACGUAAAAAUCAAAAGGUUUCGAGGUGGAUCGCGAAGGUUUUGGAAGAUCAAAGCUGUACCAAAGCUGCGUUGGAAGAUAAUUGCUUCGUCUAUAAAGCUUUUGACGAAGCUCAAAAAUGCUUAUAUGAACAUGAUGAUCAAUUUGGCUGGGAACGUUGGCCACUUGAAUAACGAUAAUACGUUCGGAGGAAAACGAAUUCCUAAAGCUCGAAAAGUUCCUAUGAUUUAUUCCAGUAAUGAGUUUGAAGAAAGGUUGGUUUAUGAGAUUUACAAGGCUUUAAUAGCUACUCGAGAAUUAUACGGGUAGAACAACAAUUGUAACAUAUAAUUGUUAAUUAUUUUCCCAGUUUAUACAUGGUUUUUUUUUUUUUUUUCAUAAUUUACAGAUGCAUUAACUCAAUAUACAACUUCUCAUUCAACUUAUCUUUUUCAUGGCUUAUUAAAUUUUUUAAGAUU